Molecule: messenger RNA, 972 nt
Organism: Nerophis lumbriciformis (worm pipefish)
Lineage: Eukaryota; Metazoa; Chordata; Actinopteri; Syngnathiformes; Syngnathidae
Source: RefSeq, a predicted model, not a curated record
AUGGCCGAUGUCGACAAACUCAACAUUGAUAGCAUAAUUCAACGUCUCUUAGAAGUGAGAGGAGCGAAACCUGGAAAGAACGUCCAACUGCAGGAGAAUGAGAUUCGUGGCUUGUGCUUAAAAUCCAGGGAAAUCUUCCUGAGUCAACCCAUUCUUCUGGAACUCGAGGCCCCUCUCAAGAUCUGUGGUGACAUUCACGGGCAAUACUAUGAUCUACUGAGGCUGUUUGAGUAUGGGGGCUUCCCCCCAGAGAGCAACUACCUAUUCUUGGGAGACUACGUGGACAGGGGGAAGCAAUCUCUGGAAACCAUUUGUCUUCUGCUCGCUUACAAAAUCAAGUACCCUGAGAAUUUCUUCCUGUUGCGCGGAAACCACGAGUGCGCUUCAAUCAACAGAAUAUACGGCUUUUAUGAUGAGUGUAAACGGAGGUAUAACAUCAAGCUCUGGAAGACUUUCACAGACUGUUUUAACUGCCUCCCAAUUGCAGCCAUUGUUGAUGAAAAGAUCUUUUGCUGUCAUGGAGGGCUUUCUCCUGACCUGCAGUCCAUGGAGCAGAUAAGGCGCAUAAUGCGCCCCACUGACGUCCCCGAUCAGGGCCUGCUGUGUGAUUUGCUGUGGUCUGAUCCAGACAAGGAUGUGUUGGGCUGGGGGGAGAACGACCGCGGUGUCUCAUUUACCUUUGGCUCGGAGGUGGUGGCCAAGUUUCUGCAUAAGCACGACCUGGAUCUGAUCUGUCGUGCACAUCAGGUUGUUGAGGAUGGCUACGAGUUUUUUGCAAAAAGGCAGCUUGUCACUCUGUUCUCUGCACCGAAUUAUUGUGGGGAGUUUGACAAUGCUGGUGCAAUGAUGAGCGUAGAUGAGACUCUCAUGUGUUCUUUUCAGAUUUUGAAACCGGCUGAGAAGAAGAAGCCCAAUGGCAGUCGUCCUGUCACUCCUCCUCGCAAUAUGGUCACCAAGCAAGCAAAGAAAUAA